Molecule: messenger RNA, 724 nt
Organism: Pistacia vera
Lineage: Eukaryota; Viridiplantae; Streptophyta; Magnoliopsida; Sapindales; Anacardiaceae
Product: probable receptor-like serine/threonine-protein kinase At5g57670
Exons: 2
Source: RefSeq, a predicted model, not a curated record
AUUGACCAUUUGGUUUUGUUUUUCAAUGAACAAAUCGAACUUCUUGUCCAGGCAAAGCCAGUUCUAAACAGUGGGAAGGUCACACAAUUGUUAGAUCCAACCUUGGGCAACAAUUAUGAUCAUGACCAGAUGGAGAGGAUGGUUUUAGCAGCUAUUCUUUGUAUCAGGCGUGCCCCACGAGCUAGGCCUCAAAUGAAUCUUGUUCUGAAGCUCCUCCAAGGUGAUACUGAUGUAACUAAGUGGGCAAGACUACAAGUUAAUGCUUCAGAAGAAUCCGACAUGCUAGAUGAUGAAGCCUGCCCGCGUUCUAACCUUCAAUCCCAUCUUAAUCUCGCACUGCUCGACGUUGAGAAUGAUUCAUUCUCCAUGAGCAGCAUUGAGCAAAGUGUCUCAUUAGAGGACUACUUGCAAGGCAGGUGGAGCCGCUCAUCAAGCUUUGACUAACCACAUCACUGGCAACAACAAUUGCGAGUAUAAAUGGUUCACUUAUGUGAUUCUUUUGUACAUUCUUUUGGUUUCAACCCAACUCUCAGUUGGGGUUUUGCUUCUUCUCUGGAUUGCUUACCAAAUAAGGGUUGGAUGCGAGGUUGUUUGUCGGUGUGCCCUCCUCCUUUCCUUACUAGUCAUAAUAGUUGAUCUCAUUUGAUCAAGAGUUUGUUGUACGUUGUAACAAUGGAAAAUGAUUCACAUGUUAUAAAAGUGAGCACUUGAUGCAGAUAAAUUA